AUGGCGUCAACAUCAGCAAUUUCGCUACCCUUGCUUCCUUGCUCCAGAACCAGACCCCACCGGAAAACAAAUUACAGGGCAUUAUCGACGACCGUAUCGGCGUCGCUGCGGAACGAGAACUACGGGAGAUCAGUGGUGGACGAGAACCUGAUCGUGCUGCGGAAGAGGAUCCACGAGAUGAAGCAGGCGGAGAGCAGCUACGAGCCCCCGGCCCACUGGAUGGAGUGGGAGAAGAAAUGCUACGCCGGGAAAGACGAGUUCGUCUGCGAGCUGAUGGGGUUGUUGCAGACCUGGAUGAUGGACGCGAGGCCGUGUCUGGUUCUGGGUGCGAUCUUGGUGGUUGCUCUGAGCGUGCCCGCGGUGGGGGCGGUGGCUUGGUUUCAAAUGCUGGCUGUGAUUAAGGGAGUCUUUACACGGUUCCCGUAAUUAAUUAAUUAAUUUGAUUAGAUGUUUUAAUAGAGUUUAAUUCUUUGAUUUGUCUGAUCCAGUCAAAGAAAUGUAUAUAUAUGAAUCGCAAUGAUUUUGCGUAACUUGCUCUUUGGAUAAUGGUUUCUUUUCUUGUAAA
Messenger RNA from Rhododendron vialii, 565 nucleotides. RefSeq lists its product as uncharacterized. Lineage: Eukaryota; Viridiplantae; Streptophyta; Magnoliopsida; Ericales; Ericaceae. The record is from RefSeq and is a predicted model, not a curated record. The transcript has a single exon. The coding region runs from base 1 to 426 and encodes 141 amino acids.